Tuber aestivum (summer truffle) is the source of this 902-nucleotide messenger RNA. The record is from the annotation of a GenBank genome assembly. Lineage: Eukaryota; Fungi; Ascomycota; Pezizomycetes; Pezizales; Tuberaceae.
UCACAACCCUUCACAAUAACCAACAAAUAAACCCUCCAAAAACAAAACAAUGUCCUUCGUAGCGGCAAACAAACGCCUCCUGAAAGAAUACAAAGCCCUGCUAAAGGAAUCCCCGGAAGGCAUAGCUGCGGGACCCAUCGACGAAUCCAACCUCUUUGAAUGGGAAUGCUUAAUCCAAGGCCCGGAGGAGACUCCCUUCGAAGGUGGGGUUUUUCCCGCGACGCUCAGUUUUCCAAAGGUAUGUAUUUACUCGGCACGGGACGGAAAAGAAAAGAAGAAAAAAGGAUAAAAAAAGACACAAAUAGAAACAGAAACAAUCUCUACUUAAUCCCAAACAAGAAAUGGAAAAAGGAAAAACUCCAACCAUAGCUAACAAAAAAUAUAAACAGGACUACCCCCUUAAUCCCCCAAAAAUGAAAUUCACCUGCGAAAUGUUCCACCCGAAUGUGUACAAGGACGGCACCGUGUGCAUCUCUAUCCUCCACUCCCCCGGUGACGACCCGAACCAGUACGAGGAUGCCAGCGAGCGUUGGUCACCCAUACAGAGUGUGGAGAAGAUACUCAUCAGCGUUAUGAGCAUGCUCGCCGAGCCGAACGACGAAAGCGGGGCGAAUAUCGACGCUUCCAAGAUUUGGAGGGAUGACCGGAAGGAAUAUGAGAAGAGGGUUAGGGCUUGUGCUAGGAAGGCUUUGGGGCUUUUUUAAAAAUAAAAAUUACUUCCGCUUUAUAGGGUUGUUAGAUUAGGGGGGGGGGGGUGUAGGAGGAAAGUGAAGAAGCCUCGAGCAGGCUGAAUGGGGGUGUAAUGGGAUAGGGAAAUUGGGGAGCUUUCUUUUUUUCUUCGCCAGAGGCAUUGGUUGCCUAUAUAUUCGAUUGGAUAAUUCAAUUAAUAACAAUUCUUUUGC